This is a messenger RNA of Strongylocentrotus purpuratus (purple sea urchin), 1788 nucleotides long. RefSeq lists its product as uncharacterized. Bases 93 to 1400 code for a protein of 435 amino acids. The record is from RefSeq and is a predicted model, not a curated record. The transcript has 9 exons. NCBI's taxonomy places the organism in Eukaryota, Metazoa, Echinodermata, Echinoidea, Camarodonta, Strongylocentrotidae.
GGCGAGAGAUGGCGCUCGCCUUAUUUGGUGAUAAACAAAUCGCUACUGUUGAUAAUGUCGAUGGAAAUGAAAUGGCGUCCUGAGAAACCAACAUGACAACCAAGUUUUCUAGGCUACCCCCUUCUGGGUCAAAGAAGCCACCAACAGCAAACACCUCUCAACUCACCCACGAUACUGCGAGCAAACAACUUGGGAAUGCACAACUCCUCUUCGAACCCUCUCCACCUAAAAUAGAGAAUACCGCCAAGAACCGUUCACCUAGUCCAAGCAUCAGACGCAGGACACAGAGUGCCAAAACUUCACACAAAAAAGCAUCAAGGUCUUUGUUUGCUUCUCCCAGUGGUAGCUCAGAAAGGAGGCCCAUAUCAGCAGUUGUUCCCGGAGAAAAGAAAUACUUUCCUACGUCCAAGCAGGAUGGACACAGCGAUGCCACCAGUAGGAGACCGAUUCAUGUUACCAUGCCAACGCAGUUCUUGGAGUUUGAGGAAAGCGAACCCUGUCCUCACCACCCAUCAUUGGCAGAACCCCUUCAGAGGCAUGUACAUGUACCGAGGAGAUAUCAGGUUGAACUUGAGUUCAAAGGUCGUGGACCUGAAGAUGUAGCAGGUCGUUGUCAAAGUGCGAUUGGAAAGAACUUGAGGAGAAGUAGGACGUUUCCAGAUGAUUGUUCAGCGAGUGAGGAUAGUGCAGAUACUCUGCCUCGCGGUAUUGCAGCCCUGGCACCGUGGUUAACACCAGGUUUACCAACAGAGUGGACAGGGGUAGAUGCAGAUCGCUGUCUGGUGUUCCUGCCAUCUCUGUUGGCUGAAUCUGAAGCCUUGCCAGUGGUACCCCCACCCCAGGAAGCAUCGGAUGUCAUGCCACACAAAUCACCCCCUCCCCAGCCAAGGCCAUUUGAUCCCAAGAAGCUGUUCCACUAUGAUGUGGAAAAGAAUCUCCCUUCUCACAUGAAAGACUUGGAUGGAACUCGCCCUAAAAGUCGACCAGGCACCUCAAAGCACGGCAGGAUAUACUCCUUGAAUGGACAAAUACUGCAUGAUCAGAGUAAAUAUUCUUGGAACAGAAAUGCCCUAAUGGUGAAGCAGGAAAUCGACGAUCUGGAGAUGUUGCUUGAAGGUGUUGGACGUAAAGGAAGCGCCAAUCCAGUUGUACAGUAUCAGUACGAAAUAAGCAUGCUCAAGAAAGCAGUAUCAGACACAAUUAUUCAGUGCCAUCUCCUGAGGAGACCCAAGCCAAAAGAGGAGGAACCGCCAGAUUUGACUGGAUUACGGGAGUACAUACGAGAACGUGAGCAUGUGCUGGCCAAGAUCAAGGCCAGAAGAGAGGCAUGCAUUGAAGAGCUGGCAAAACUGGAAAAAUCCCUGGGGCUUGGAGACCGCUUCAGUCAAAAUGUAGACUGAGCUUCUAAGAUGCAAAAACCUGCACAAAGUCAUAAUUGUAAAACUCAUGAAAAUUGUGUGUGAGACAGAAUUCUGAAUUUUUUGAAAUGUUUUGUCAUUUCGGAAUCUGUAAUGUCUGCUUUAAUUGUCCUUUGACUAAUUUAUACUUAAAGGCCGGUUGUACUAGUUUUGCCAGGAGGGAUUAGACCUCACAGCGGCCGCCGUGGUCAAUGACAGGUGGCUAUCUCAUCAACUCAGCUCAUCUCAAUUAACAUAAGAAAAAGAGAAUCAUGGAGAACCAAUGGACACUACUUAGGCUAUAGAGGAAGCAAGUAGCUAGUGCAGUGGGGCUUUAAGAGUAAAACUCAUGAAAAUAGUGUGUAAGACAGAAUUAUGAAUUUUUUGAAAU